This is a messenger RNA of Propithecus coquereli (Coquerel's sifaka), 2187 nucleotides long. RefSeq names its product disintegrin and metalloproteinase domain-containing protein 20-like. The record is from RefSeq and is a predicted model, not a curated record. Gene Ontology annotation, biological process: proteolysis; male gonad development. Gene Ontology annotation, molecular function: metalloendopeptidase activity. Gene Ontology annotation, cellular component: external side of plasma membrane; sperm head plasma membrane; plasma membrane. Lineage: Eukaryota; Metazoa; Chordata; Mammalia; Primates; Indriidae. The coding region runs from base 1 to 2187 and encodes 728 amino acids. The transcript has a single exon.
AUGGCAGUGGGUGAGACCCUGCUGUAUCUCAGGGCCACUCUUCUGCUGCUCUGGCUUGAGGUGCCUUUGCCCACUUAUGGCCACUCUCAGGCCAGGCCCUCCCAGCAUUUCACCUCCCCGGAAGUGGUGAUCCCCUUGAGGGUGAUCAGCAAGGGCAGAGGUACAAAGGCUCCGGGAUGGCUCUCCUAUAGCCUGAGAUUUGGGGGCCAGAGACACAUUGUCCACAUGAAGGUCAAGAAGCUGUUGUUUUCCACACACCUCCCUGUGUUCACCUACACGGAGCAGGAUGCCCUCGUCCAGGAUCAGCCCUUCAUCCCUGAUGACUGCUACUAUGACGGUUAUGUGGAAGGGUUCCCUGUGUCCCUGGUUGCCCUCAGUACCUGUUCUGGGGGUUUUCAAGGAAUGCUACAGAUAAAUGACCUUGCUUAUGAAAUUGAGCCAAUUAGGAUUUCUGCCACAUUUGAACACCUGAUGUAUAAGAUAGACAGUGAAGACACACAGUUCCCACCUAUGAGAUGUGGUUUAACAGAAGAGAAAAUAGCACGUCAAUUGGAGUUGCAAUUGUCAUACAAUUUCACUCUGAAGCAAAGUUCUUAUUUCGGCUGGUGGACCCACCAGAGGUUUCUUGAGCUUGCAGUGGUUGUAGACCAUGGUAGAUACCUUUUCUCUGAAAGUAAUGUGUCAGUAAUUCAGUACCAAGUAUUUGUUACUGUCAAUAUUGUGGAUGCUCUCUAUGAAGCUCUUAACAUUGAUAUAAUUUUGACUGGAAUUGAGAUAUGGACUGAAAAAAAUCCAUUUUCUACCAGUGGGGACUUAGAUCGUGUUGUGGAGGAGUUUGGUUUUUGGAAGUAUUUUAACUUUGAUAGGCGAGUGCAUCAUGAUACUGUGCAUCUUCUUAUAAAAGAAUUACAUGGUGUGAAGCUUGGUGUUGCCUAUGUUAAAGGAAUAUGCCAGACUCCAUUUAAUUGUGGAGUUGAUGUUUUUGAAGACAACAGCGUGGUUGGUUUUGCACUGGUUUUCGCCCAUGAGCUUGGUCAUAAUUUGGGUAUGGUACACGACACUGUAUGGUGUUUAUGUGGGCUAGAAUUUUGCAUAAUGUAUGCCUACAGAAAGUCAUCAACUAGAUUCAGCAACUGCAGUUAUGCUCAAUAUUUUGACAAUAGUUACGAUACUGGAUUAUGUCUUCACCCUCCUCCAUAUCCAGAGAAUAUCUUUAGGCUGAAGUUCUGCGGAAACCUAGUGGUUGAAGAAGGAGAGGAGUGUGACUGUGGAACCGUGCAUCAGUGUGCUAAAGAUCCCUGUUGUCUGUUAAACUGCACUCUGACUCCUGGAGCUACUUGUGCUUUUGGAAGGUGUUGCAAAGACUGCAAAUUCAUGCCAUCAGGAACUUUAUGUAGACAACAGGUCAGUGAAUGUGACCUUCCGGAGUGGUGCAAUGGGACAUCCCAUCAAUGCCCAGAUGAUGUGUAUGUGCAGGAUGGAUUUUCCUGUAGUGUUAAUACCUACUGCUAUAAAAAGUCAUGCAAUAACCAUGAUAUUCAAUGUAAAGAGAUUUUUGGCCAAGAUGCACUGAGUGCAUCUCAGAGUUGCUACAAAGAAAUCAAUACCCAAGGAAAUCGUUUUGGUCACUGUGGUAUUGUAGGCACAAUAUACGUACGGUGUUUGACCGCUGAUAUCAUGUGUGGAAGAGUUCAGUGUGAAAAUGUAACAGAGAUUCCCAAACUGAUAGACCAUACUACAGUGCGUCAAUUUCACUUCAAUGACACGACUUGCUGGGGCACUGAUUAUCAUUUGGGGAUGUCUAUACCUGAUGUUGGUCAAGUGAAAGAUGGAACUGCGUGUGGUCCAGAAAAGAUCUGCAUCAACAGGAAGUGUGCCAGUAUGGUUCGUCUGUCACCAGCCUGUCAGCCUGAGACCUGUAACAUGAGAGGGGUCUGCAAUAAUAAACAGCACUGUCACUGCGACCAUGGAUGGGCACCUCCCUACUGUAAAUACGAAGGCCUUGGAGGAAGUAAUGAUAGCGGCCCACCUCCUGGGAUCAGCACAGAAGUGUUAAACAUGAAGAGAAAUUUGAGUUAUAUCUCAUUAUUGUGGCUUCUUCCUUUGAUGGCUUUAUUUUUAUUUUGCUUCCUUGUACUCUGUAAGAAAAGGAAAAAAACAAAAGAGAAAGUUGAAGAAAAUGCAUAG